AUGGUUUUUAAAAAUCUUUGCAAUGAUUACUCGCUUCUUGACUCAUGGUACGAAUGUUUGGAAGAACUGGGCCAACUACUCAAGAUUCCUGAAACUCUUUCCAAGCUUUUAACGGAUGAAAAGCUGCGAGCAUUGAAAGUAGAAAAGGCUGGUGAUGAUGAUGAUGGUUCAGAUCAGUCCAUUCCUGAAACUCUUUCCAAGCUUUUAACGGAUGAAAAGCUGCGAACAUUGAAAGUAGAAAAGACUGGUGAUGAUGAUGAUGAUGAUGGUUCGGAUCAGUCCGUUUUUGUGAUGCUUUUUGAGCUAAUCACUAUCCAUCCGUCUUUGGCUAUUGAUAUGCUCAAAGGUAAUGGAAUUUUCGGUUCCGUACACGAAGUGUAG
Molecule: messenger RNA, 381 nt
Organism: Gongylonema pulchrum
Lineage: Eukaryota; Metazoa; Nematoda; Chromadorea; Rhabditida; Gongylonematidae
Source: the annotation of a GenBank genome assembly